GGGCAAGGGAGGACAGCUCAAGCUUUCUGAAGGAGAGGGAAAGUGAGGAAGAAAAAUGUGAGGAAAAAGUGAAGAGACAGAAACAGCAUGUAAAACCUAGGGCUCUUCUGUCAUGGAUCCUGACAUCCUGAAUGGUGUUUACAUGUCAGAAGCCUUGAACCCUGUCUUUGUGGAUAACUUUGAAAGGGAUCCUACACUGACCUGGCAGUACUUUGGUAGCUCCACAGGGUUCUUCAGGCUCUAUCCAGGAAUAAAGUGGCUACCAGAUGAGAAUGGGGUCAUCUCCUUCGACUGCAGGAACCGUGGCUGGUACAUCCAAGCAGCCACAUCUCCCAAGGACAUCGUCAUCAUUGUGGAUGUCAGUGGAAGCAUGAAGGGCCUGCGGAUGACCAUUGCCAAACACACCAUUGUCACCAUUCUAGAUACUCUUGGGGAAAAUGACUUUGUCAAUAUCAUUGCAUACAAUGAUUAUGUUCAUUUUAUUGAACCCUGUUUUAAGGGUAUCCUGGUCCAAGCAGACAGAGACAACAGAGAGCAUUUCAAGCAGCUGGUGGACGAACUACAGGCAAAAGGAGUGGGAACGGUGAACAAGGCCUUGACGGAGUCCUUCAAAAUCCUGAGGGAGUUCAGAGACGCUGGCCAAGGGGGCUUGUGUAACCAAGCCAUCAUGCUGAUCACAGACGGAGCAGUGGAGGAUUAUGAAGCUGUGUUUGAAAAGUACAACUGGCCAGAUCGGAAGGUCCGGGUUUUCACUUACCUCAUUGGACGGGAGGUCACUUUUGCCCCCAACGUGAAAUGGAUCGCUUGCAACAACAAAGGCUACUAUACCCAGAUCUCCACACUGGCGGACGUCCAGGAGAACGUGAUGGAGUACCUGCAUGUUCUCAGCCGUCCUAUGGUCAUCAACCAUGACCACGACAUUAUAUGGACUGAAGCCUACAUGGACAGUGCGCUCUUUGCAUCUCAGGCUCAAAGUCUGUUGCUCAUGACAACAGUGGCUAUGCCAGUCUUCAGCAAGAAGAAUGAGACGCGGUCUCACGGCAUUCUCCUGGGUGUGGUGGGCUCUGAUGUGCCACUGAGAGAGUUGUUAAAACUUGCUCCACGUUAUAAGCUGGGUGUCCAUGGAUAUGCCUUUCUGAACACCAACAAUGGCUACAUCCUCUCACACCCAGACCUCCGUCCUUUGUAUAAAGAAGGAAAGAAACUGAAGCCUAAGCCAAACUACAACAGUGUGGAUCUCUCAGAAGUGGAAUGGGAAGACCAGGAUGAAAUACUGAGAACUGCCAUGAUCAAUGGGGAAACGGGCUACCUCUCCAUGGAUGUGAAGGUCCCCGUGGAUAAAGGGAAACGAGUUCUCUUCCUCACAAAUGACUAUUUCUUCACGGACAUCAGUGGCACACCCUUCAGCCUGGGGGUUGUGCUGUCCAGGGGACACGGCGAGUACAUUCUGCUGGGGAACACUUCAGUGGAAGAAGGUUUGCACGACCUGCUUCAGCCAGACCUGUCUUUAGCAAACGAAUGGAUUUACUGCAUCACAGACAUCGAUCCAGACCACCGGAAGCUCAGCCAGCUGGAGGCUGUGAUCCGUUUCCUCACGGGAGAGGAACCUGACCUAGAAUGCGAUGAGGAGUUGGUCCAGGAAGUGCUGUUUGAUGCAGUGGUCACUGCACCCAUGGAAGCCUACUGGACAACACUAGCCCUCAAUAUGUCCACGGAGUCUGAGGCAGGGGUUGAGAUGGCAUUUCUGGGCACUCGGGCUGGACUCAUGAGGAGUGCCCUGUAUGUGGGCUCUGAGAAACUUUCCAACAGGAAAUUCCUGACUCGGAAGGACAAAGAGAGUAUCUUCACCAUGGACCACUUCCCUCUGUGGUACCGCCGGGCAGCUGAGCAUCCCCCCGGGAGCUUCAUCUACAGCAUCGUUUCAGAAGAUGACUCAGAGGGCGGCGGCCUACCAAAAGUGGUGACAGUUAGCACGGCAGUGGCUGUAUCUGUCGAUGGGAAGAUGGGUAUUGCUGCAGCGGUGGGCGUGCAAAUCAAGCUGGAAUUACUCCAACGCAAGUUCUGGAUGGCCAUGCAGCAGCCCAACGACACCGAUUGCAGUGCCUUUGAUGGUGCCUGUCCACUCAGCUGUCAGGACGACGUUCUGAAUUGCUUUCUCAUUGAUAAUAAUGGCUUUAUCCUCGUUUCCAAAAGACCUCCAGAGAUUGGAAAAUUUCUUGGUGUGGUGGAUGGCUCAGUAAUGACCCAGCUACUGAACAUGGGCAUGUUCAGGCGGGUGACAAUGUAUGACUACCAAGCAAUGUGCAAGGUGCCCUACCACCACCACAGUGGUGCCCGGCCGCUGCUCAGUCCAAUUUAUGCCUUUCUAGCUGCACUGAAAUGGCUGAUAAGUGAUUUCCUCAUCUUCCUGUUGGAGUUUAACAUGAGUAGCUUCUGGCAUUCCGAAAACGUGGCAGACGCCAAGGCUGUCUUCCAUCACUCCCACAAGCACAAGAAGCACGACACGCUGCAGCCCUGCGACACAGAGUACCCCGUCUUCGUGUACGAGCCGGCCAUCAAGGAGACCAACGGGCUGAUCGAGUGCGGGGACUGCCAAAAGAUGUUUGUGGCCCAGCAGAUUGCCAGCAGCAACCUGCUGCUUCUUGUCACAGAUGCCACCUGUGACUGCAGCAUCUUCCCACCUGUCCUGCUGGAUGCGAAGGAAGUCAAAUACAACGCAUCGGUGAAGUGUGACCGCAUGCGCUCCCAGAAGCUGAGGCGGCGACCAGACACGUGCCACGCAUUUCACCCCGAGGAGAAUGCCCAGGACUGUGGCGGUGCUGCUGAGCUCUCUGUCUCCCCCAUGCUGCUCCUCCUGCCCCCAGCACUGCUGGUGCGGUGACACUGCCCGCAAUGGGGACACGGCGAGGGACAAACUGCCAACCCUUAUGGGGACACCGGGAUGGCAGUGUGCCGUGGGAGGCACAGGACUCUGCCAGGCAGAUCUUGCCUUAGGAGAGUGGGCAUGUGGGGGACCCUGCCUUGUAAGAGAGGCUGGGGUUUUGAGCCAGUACAGGGCCUUCAGGGUUCUCAGUAGUGAAGCAACUUCUCCUGGUCUUGGGAUGGUCAUCAUCCAGAACCCUGGGCUCAGGACACGGCUCUGGUCCUGAAUUGCACUGACUGCCUGCAGGCCGACCAUGGUAGACAGCAUGGCUUUGCCAGGCAGCUGCACCUCGCUGAGGACCUGCUCCGGGCACCGCCAGCACAAUGCGCAGAUGCAUCUCCAGGUGUGGAUGUGCUCCCAGGAAGGGGCUGUGUGCUGCCCACCAAGGAGAGGCUCCUUCCCUUGGGGCAGUGCCGCCCUGAGGCUGCCUGUGGCUGUCCAGGGCCCUGAGCAUGUGGCCAGCAGGCACGGGCUGCUUCUCACAGAGCUUUAUGAACAAGGGGUGGGGAGCACCCAUCUUUCAUCUCUUUUUGUAUGAACUGCUCCAUACCAUCUCAUUAAAAAGAAUAUAUAUGGCAUAUUUUAAAUAGAUAUUUAAGCUUUAUCGUGUCGUCAUUGGUGCUCAUCGUAGUCCUACAGAAACUCCUCUCCCUGCCGAACGCAUGGGGAUGGGCACAGGUGGAGGCCAUGGGAAGGGGCCUGCGUGCCCAGAGGCCCACAGGUGUGCUCCAGGGGAGUGCUGGGGUCAGGGGGUGCUGCCCCUCAUAGCGCCGGG
Molecule: messenger RNA, 3698 nt
Organism: Gallus gallus (chicken)
Lineage: Eukaryota; Metazoa; Chordata; Aves; Galliformes; Phasianidae
Gene: CACNA2D4
Product: calcium voltage-gated channel auxiliary subunit alpha2delta 4
Exons: 35
Coding region: 113-2881 (922 amino acids)
Cellular component (GO): voltage-gated calcium channel complex
Molecular function (GO): voltage-gated calcium channel activity
Source: RefSeq, a predicted model, not a curated record